Phytophthora nicotianae INRA-310 is the source of this 2520-nucleotide messenger RNA. RefSeq lists its product as hypothetical. Gene Ontology annotation, biological process: protein neddylation. Gene Ontology annotation, molecular function: NEDD8 activating enzyme activity. Lineage: Eukaryota; Oomycota; Peronosporomycetes; Peronosporales; Peronosporaceae. The transcript has a single exon. The record is from RefSeq and is a predicted model, not a curated record. Gene Ontology annotation, cellular component: cytoplasm. Bases 41 to 1624 code for a protein of 527 amino acids.
AAAAUCUUCACUUUGACAUUCUCUCUCCAUCGACGAUACUAUGGGCGACAAGUACGACCGCCAGUUGCGUCUGUGGGGCGCCGAGGGCCAGCGACGUCUGGCCAAUACGCAGGUAUUGCUUAUUGGCUCGUGCGCCACGGGCUCCGAGGCGCUUAAGAACUUGGUGUUGCCCGGUAUCGGACGAUUUUCGAUCCUGGACGAUGCCAAUGUGUCACUGGCCAACGCGACCAACAAUUUCUUCGUGACGGCGGACGCUGUGGGCCAAUCCAGGGCUGAGACGGUGGCCAAUUUGCUGCUGGAGAUGAACGCGGACGUGGCCGGCGAUGGCCGCCACGCCAACGUGCAGCAGGUGCUACUGAACGAGCCUCAGUAUUUGGACCAGUUCGAUCUUGUGCUGGCCACGCAGCUGGACGAGUUGGCCACGACCAAAUUGGCCGAACUGUGUUUGGCCAAGAGGAUUCCGCUGUUAUUAGUGACGUCCUACGGUUUCCUCGGCUCGUUAAGGCUGCAGGUGGCGCAACACGCCAUCGCUGACGCCAAAUUGGACCCACCACGUCACGAACUGAGACUCUCGACGCCCUUCCCAACGCUGCAGAAGUUCGCAGACAGUUUUGAUUUAAAGUCGCUGUCAACUAUUGAACACGCACACGUUCCCUUUGUGGUAUUACUACUACAGGCCAUGAAGAAGUGGAAGGAGGCCCACAAUGGCAAGCCGCCGGCCACGUUCCCAGAGAAGGACGCGUUCAAGAAGAGUCUACAGGAGAUGGCGUGGGGCCCGGCCGGCCACGAACUUAACUUUAUUGAGGCAGCUGAGAACGCCUAUAAGGCCUACGUGCCUCCCCAGAUACCGGAGGAAGUUGCGCCAGUGUUGGAGGCCGCGCCGGCCCACACGGUCUCGGUGGAGACGCUGGAGAAGACGAAAGAUACCAAAGAGUUCUGGCUGUUGGCCCACGCACUGGCAGAUUUUGUCAAACAGAACGAUGGCUUAUUGCCGGUAACGGGAGUCGUCCCGGAUAUGACGGCGUCGACGGAAUCGUACGUGGCCCUGCAGGAGCUGUACGUGAACAAGGCCAAGGAGGAUGCUACCAAAGUGCACGAGAUUCUACGCAACAAAUUGCGUGGCCUGAAGCUGGACGAGGACAGCAUUACGUUCGAUGCUGUGGCGGCAUUCUGUAAGAACGCCCCAAGUAUUGGCAUGCUGGAGACACGUACUGUGGCGCAGGAAUACAAGCACGUGGACUUAUCGAGUGUGGACCUGGAGGACGAGGACAAGGAGCAGUCGCCAUUGAUCUGGUACUUCAUGCUCCGUGCAGUGGCGGCCUUCGCUUCCGAGUUUAAUCGCUACCCUGGAUCGGAAGAUGCUGCAGCCACGCAGGAUGGCGCGUGGCUUGUGUCGAAGGCCAAGAAACUGGCGGCCGGUAGCGACGUGGCCGACUGGAUUACCGACGAUCACGCACUAGAGAUGACGCGGUCUUGUGAGGUCGAGUUGCACAACAUCGCUGCGUUAAUGGGCGGUGUGGCUGCGCAGGAGGCUAUCAAGCUGAUCACGCACCAGUUCGAGCCACUCAACCACACGUACCUGUUCAACGGGAUCUCCGGCGUGGCUGCGACUUAUCCUCUGUGAGUUUUAACUUGAGUUUUAACGAGUUUUGUCUACCUCUUCAAUGUUUCAACAGACAAGACGUGGAAUAGUUACUCGCCUCAUGUGAUGUACAUGGCGAUUCCUGUCGCCCUGAUUUAUUACUACGUGUUUCGUCAUACGCAACGAGUCCUGAGGCCACGUACCUUCAUCGCUGGCCGCUUUUCUUGUUGGAUUUCUUGGGCUUCUGUGGCUUCUCCGAGGUAGAAUUUUGUGCUUGAUCACUUCGUGGAUUUGACUGUUCGGUACCCGUUCGCUUCUGUUGCUGGCGUUCCUGGAUGCAUCGCGAGCAGAAACAUUUGAACUUGUACUCACGCAAAUUAGUCUCGCGUGUUUGUACGUCCAUGUCAACGUCGAUGUAGCAGAUGCACAACUCCUCGCCCUUGUGGAUAUCACGGACUGCAACCACGUGGCCGUCUCCAUUCUUAGUAUACAUGACAGUGCAGUUCGGGUCGCAACUGUGGUUCAUCGUACAAAUAAUCGGAAACAACGCAGUGCCCUCAAUACGAGGAUAUCCCAGCCACAUCAAUGCGUCAGCAUCUUCAAUAGCACUUUGUUCCAGCCCCUGCUCUGCUUGCAAUCGCUGUUUCUCCCACUCAAGUACACGUCGCACGCUAUUAAGUAGAACUUGAUCCUCUGCAGUAAGCUGUGGCUGUACCUUUGGGCUCAUAGGAUCAUCACUGUGGUCUGGAUCGCCUGCAGCUAAGUCACUUUGCACAUCCGGGUCCAGGAUGUCAAUGAAGGCGUGGAACGGAUGAUCCACCUCCAUACUGAUGUUGUUCAUCUCGAAAAGACCAAUCUGCGCCGUAAAGAACUCGAAACUUAGUACACUCGAACAGCAGCGCCAGAUUUCCUCCACUGUCACACCUCGUAGUUGGCCC